Mya arenaria is the source of this 1222-nucleotide messenger RNA. RefSeq lists its product as uncharacterized. Bases 102 to 623 code for a protein of 173 amino acids. The transcript is spliced from 4 exons. The record is from RefSeq and is a predicted model, not a curated record. Lineage: Eukaryota; Metazoa; Mollusca; Bivalvia; Myida; Myidae.
AUCAUGUGACAAUAUUUAUUAAAUGAGCUAUUGUAGAGGCUUUGAGUUUUAUUUAUGAUCUUCAUAUAUACUGAGUGAACUGAAAACAUACAGUUUCAAUUAUGAGCGGGAUAUUUUCAAUUUUGGCUAUUUUUCUCGCAGUUAUCACAGGUGUUUUUGCCGGUGAUUUUUGCUUCACAAAUGAAGAUGGAUUCCAGUACUGUUACGGGAAAUGUUGUGACUUGGGUGUAUUCUAUUUAAACUGGAGGUAUUGUUGUAAUGGCGGAAGUAUGAGUGGAGGUGCCAUGAUAGGGAUCGUGAUUGCAUGCAUUUGCGUGAUAAGUUUGACCAGCACAGCCAUAUACUAUUUCUUCUUCUACCUUCCAAAUGAGAAAAAGAGAAAAACCAAUCCAAUGCAGCCAUCACCCUACCCUGCCACGGGCGUAGCCAUGACCUCUACUAGCGGACAUAUGUUCCAGACGACCCCCGCAUACCCGAACCAAGAAAAUCUGUAUAAUUCAGCUGCGGUUUCUAAAGUUCCAGAUGCACCACCGGCGUACGUGGCGCCAACACAGUCAAGACAGGUCACCAGAUCAAGUGACCCUUUUGCCACACCAUAUCGUGACCCAUUGCAAGCAAGAUAGCCUUUGUUUUGAGGAACAUCUAUCAAGAGCUAUUGGAAGCUAGAAUGCCUUUGUUGUGAAGAACAUCAAAUAACUAACAUACGUACAUAGAUAAGGAUUAUGUACAAUGAACGCAUAUCUCAUAAUGUGUGAAUUAUCAAACCCCAAUUGCAAUGAACAUUUAUAUUGCAUGACGUCAUUUAUUCUACCAUGUUACUUUGUAAAUAUUAAAUUAUGUUUUUGCUAUUUUACGGAUCGAAAUCAAAGAAAAGAGCCCGGGAUAUCGUUCCUAUUCGUCUUCUCCUCAUCCUAGACUAGAAAGUUGAUAAAUUGAAAUUAGAUACUACGCUUGUCAACAAUAAGCAAAGCUCUACAUCUGAAUAUCGAUCAAAAGUAGCCUUUAUGUUCAUAAUGUUUAUAAUCAUUAUUUUUUUGCUAUCAUUAAUUUUUAUGGUUUCAUUUGUUAACGUUGCUAUCACGUAACGUUUAUAAAAUUGAACGUAUGUACUUGUUACAUGACAUUUGUAAGAAUAUUAAAAGUAGUUGCAUCGGCACGGUCAGGGAAAACGUAUGCUCUUUCAUAUAAUAUGAAUUAAAGACAUAUUAUAUUUUUUUCAGUA